Ailuropoda melanoleuca (giant panda) is the source of this 3812-nucleotide messenger RNA. It is a transcript of the gene ZHX3, whose product is annotated as zinc fingers and homeoboxes 3. Gene Ontology annotation, biological process: regulation of transcription by RNA polymerase II. The record is from RefSeq and is a predicted model, not a curated record. Gene Ontology annotation, molecular function: DNA-binding transcription factor activity, RNA polymerase II-specific; DNA binding. Bases 647 to 3520 code for a protein of 957 amino acids. The transcript has 6 exons. Gene Ontology annotation, cellular component: nucleus. NCBI's taxonomy places the organism in Eukaryota, Metazoa, Chordata, Mammalia, Carnivora, Ursidae.
GCGUGGGCGCCCGGGAGCCCGGUGGGGAGCGCGCGGCGGGGCGGGGAUGCCGGGCGGCCGGGAGCCCCUCGCUCCGGCUGCAGCGAGCCGCUGCGGGCGUGGGGCAGCCCCUGCCCCUGGCGUGGAGAGCGCCAGCUCCGCCGAGGAGGCAGCUGAGCCGGAACUCCAGCCGCUUGGGGACUGAACUGCAGCUGCAGAAGCAAGGAGUGGACCUUUCCAGAUGCAUAUGGGGUUGCGAGAAACAAAGGGAGAAACUGGAGAGACCAAUGAAGGAGAGUCUGUGGCACAACAUGGACUGAACACCGGACUUGGCAUUACAGAUUCAGUCUGAUACCUAACUAUAACAUUCCAGCUCUGUGACAAUAGACAUAACUUGAGCUUCAGCUUCCACACAGGGUAUCAGCGGCUCUGCAAAGUGGUCAAAUCUGUUGAUGGAUUGAAACUGGUAUUUGAAAACAGCGAGUGGUCACAUUCCCUCCACCUCCCUGGUACAGGUUUAAUAGGAAAAACUUGCUUUCUGCAAACAACUGAAAAAACUGUCCUUGGAAACUGUUUCUUUGGCCCACAUGGAGCAGCUGGAACUUAUACUGUGAGGCCCUUGAUGGGACAAGCUCUCACCCCCUGAUCGGCCAGAGUGAUUGUCACCAUGGCCAGCAAGAGGAAAUCCACCACCCCAUGCAUGAUCCCCGUGAAGACCGUGGUGCUGCAGGAUGCCAGUGUGGAGGCCCAGCCCGCUGAGGCUUUACCCGAAGGACCCCAGCAGGAGCUGCCCCCUGAAGUGCCUGCCAGCAGCAGCGAGGCUGCCCAGACGUCCGGCAGUACCGAUGGCACCGCCCUGGCCAACGGGCACCGGAGCACUUUGGACGGCUAUUCGUAUUCCUGCAAAUACUGUGAUUUCAGAUCCCAGGAUAUAACCCAAUUUGUGGGACAUAUGAACUCAGAGCACACAGACUUUAAUAAGGAUCCAACUUUUGUAUGCACUGAAUGCAAUUUUCUGGCAAAAACUCCUGAGGGGCUUUCUCUGCACAAUGCCAAGUGUCACUCGGGGGAAGCCAGCUUUGUGUGGAAUGUGGCCAAGCCAGACAAUCAUGUAGUCGUGGAGCAGAGUGUCCCCGAGAGCACCUGCACUCCCGAUCUGUCGAGCGAGCCCAAUGCCGAAGGGACCGACGGACAGGCCGAAAUCAUCAUUACCAAAACUCCAAUCAUGAAGAUAAUGAAAGGCAAAGCUGAAGCCAAAAAAAUUCAUACACUCAAGGAAAACAUCCCCAGUCAGCCUGUGGGUGACACGGCCUUAUCAAACCCAUCAGCCGGGGAGACGGAGGUGAAGGAGGGGGACCACCCCUUCGUCAAUGGGGCGGUUCCAGUCAGUCAGCCGGCCUCCACCUCGGCAAAAGGGCCGCAUGCGGCCAACGGGCCUCUGCUGGGAGCGGUGCCGGUUCUGCCAGCCGGCAUAGCGCAGUUCCUCCCCCUGCAGCAGCCGCCCCCCGUGCACGCCCAGCACCACGGCCACCAGCCGCUACCCACGUCCAAGUCCCUCCCCAAGGUGAUGAUCCCCCUGAGCAGCAUUCCCACCUACAACGCAGCCAUGGACUCCAACAGCUUUCUGAAGAACUCGUUCCACAAGUUCCCCUACCCAACCAAAGCUGAGCUUUGCUAUUUGACUGUGGUCACCAAGUACCCAGAAGAACAGCUCAAGAUCUGGUUCACAGCGCAGAGGCUGAAGCAGGGCAUCAGCUGGUCCCCCGAGGAGAUUGAGGACGCCCGGAAAAAGAUGUUCAAUACUGUCAUUCAGUCCGUACCCCAGCCCACGAUCACCGUCCUCAACACGCCCCUGGUCGCCAAUGCUGGCGGCGUCCAGCACCUCAUCCAGGCCGCCCUCCCAGGCCACGUGGUGGGGCAGCCGGAGGGCACGGCGGGAGGCCUGCUCGUCACUCAGCCGCUGAUGGCCAAUGGGCUGCAGGCGCCCAGCUCGUCCCUGACGCCCGCCGUCACGUCGGUGCCCAAGCCGCCCGCCGUGGCGCCGGUGAACACCGUGUGCGCCAACACCGCGUCAGCGGUGAAGGUGGUCAACGCGGCGCAGUCGCUGCUCACGGCGUGCCCCAGCAUCACCUCCCAGGCCUUCCUCGACGCCAGCAUCUACAAGAACAAGAAGUCUCACGAACAGCUGUCCGCCCUGAAAGGAAGCUUCUGUCGGAACCAGUUCCCGGGGCAGAGCGAGGUGGAGCAUCUGACCAAAGUGACUGGUCUCAGCACCAGGGAGGUGCGCAAGUGGUUCAGCGACCGCAGGUACCACUGCCGGAACCUGAAGGGCUCCAGGGCCGUGCUGCCCGGCGACCCCGGCGCCAUCGUCCUCGACCCCGGGCCCGAGGCACCCUUCUCCCCGUCAUCGUCCACCAAGGCCCCCGAGGGGCCCUGCGUGCCGCCAGCUGCCGCCCUGGCCGCCCCGCCAUCUGCCAGACGCCAGGCCUGGCACCAGACCCCCGACUUCACGCCCACCAAGUACAAGGAGCGAGCCCCCGAGCAGCUCAGAGCCCUGGAGAGCAGUUUUGCACAAAACCCCCUCCCUCCCGAUGAGGAGCUGGACCGCCUGAGGACUGAAACCAAGAUGACCCGGAGGGAGAUCGACAGCUGGUUCUCGGAGAGGCGGAAGAGAGUGAGCGCCGAGGACCCCAAGGGGGCUGACGAGGGUGCUGCCCCUGAGGAGGCAGCGGCCGCCGAGGACGAGGCCACAGAAGACGAGCUGGCGGUGGACCUGAGGGUCCCCGGCGAGGACGGCGCCCUGGAAGGGCUCGGCGGCCACGCGCUGGCGGAGCGCAAGGUCAGCCCCAUCAAAAUCAACCUCAAGAACCUGCGGGUCACUGAGGCCAACGGCAGGAGCGAGCUCCCGGGGCCGGGCGCCUGCGAGCCCGAAGACGAUGGGCCCGGCAAGCCGGCCGAGCAGCCCCCCGGCAAGGCGAGCUGCAAGAAGACCGCCCAGCAGCGGCACUUGCUGCGCCAGCUCUUCGUGCAGACGCGGUGGCCCAGCACCCAGGACUACGACGCCAUCAUGGUCCAGACCGGCCUGCCGCGGCCCGAGGUGGUGCGCUGGUUCGGCGACAGCAGGUACGCCCUGAAGAACGGCCAGCUCAAGUGGUACGAAGACUACAAGCGGGGCAACUUCCCUCCGGGGCUGCUGGUCGUCACCCCUGGCAACCGGGAGCUGCUGCAGGACUAUUACCUGGCGCACAGGACGCUGCGCGAGGAGGACCUGCAGAGCCUCUGCGACAAGACCCAGAUGAGCCCUCAGCAGGUCAAGCAGUGGUUUGCGGAGAAGAUGGGCGAGGAGACCCGGGCUGUGGCAGACACGGGCGGUGAGGACCAGGGCGCCGGCGAGCCUGCAGUCGUUCACAAAGGGACAGGGGACGCGUAUUCGGAGGUGUUGGAAAACAGUGAGUCGUGGGAACCCGGUGCCCCUGAGGCCGGCUCAGAGCCCUUUGACGCCCCGAGUCCCCAGGCUGGACUUCAGCUGGAAACAGACUGAAUUUGAACUGAUUACUCUGAAGGACUGGCCAGUCCGGGAUGCCGCCUGCCACGUGGAAGGGCUCAACCCGACUCUCUGCUGCCACAUGCUGUUCCCAUGCUCGCUGCCGCCGCCGCCGCAGGGCAUGCACCAGAGCUUCUGGGGGCCUCGCCGCCAGCCCGGAGCCUGCCGCCACCCCCGGCCUGCCACCACCGAGUCCUCCAGCGGGGAGAGUAGAGUGCUUGUCAGUUCUUCCUCCCACCGUGUAGGACCUUUCCUUUGCCUUCCAGUGGAUUAAAUGGUUCAGAUUUCA